UUCCACCUGGCUCUGCUGCAUCCUUCAUGUUUUGCCCCACUUUCUCACUGAAGAGUCUGAAAAUCUCUGUAUCAUAUUUUCUUAGGGAGGACAUUGGUGUGGACUUUGAUGAACAGCGGUCAAGUGUAAUAAGCUUAAUUGGUACAUGAAGGUAUGUAUAGGAGUUGGACGAACUCGGAAGAGUAGGGUCCCCAAAUCACCUGUCUCCACCAAAUUACCUAGAUAACCUUCAAAUCAUCCUGAAAAAUCUACGAAUUCGGCCUGAGAUUUAAAGAGAGACCAGCUGGAACGCUACAGUGAGAAGAGUUCGCGCUUCUAUCAAGGCAUUAUGGAGAGACAGCACGGGCCAGAUGGAAUAUGAAGCAGCAGAUGUGAAGCCUGAGCAGUGGAACUCAGCAACCCCAACCCAACUCCACUUAACUCAGCCUCACUGAACCUGAUCUGAGACUCUCCACUCCUGCACUUGCUACAGCUCCCUGACCCUGGAAUCCUCUUCAAUUCUAGCUAGAAUGCUGUGUCAGGCCCUUCGCAGAUUUGGUCAAAAACUAGUACGCAGACUUACACUGAAGAAAGAGAGGGCUGAGACUGCCCCCGCUGGAAGACUGACCACACUGGAUUUAGUGGCCCUUGGUGUGUGCUGCACAAUCGGUGUAGUUGUGUAUGUCAUAGCUAGUGAGGUGGCUCGAGAUCAAGCAGGACCAUCCAUUGUGAUCUGCUUUUUGGUGGCCGGCCUAUCUUCUAUGUUGACUGGGCUGUGCUAUGCAGAGUUUGGUGUCCGGGUUCCUCAUGCUGGCUCUGCAUAUCUCUACACCUAUAUCACUAUAGGUGAACUCUGGGCUUUCAUCAUUGGCUGGAUCUUCAUCUUCUCCAAUGUUGCUGGUACAGCUACUGUGUUCUUUGCCUGGCUCUUAACUUUUGACAACCUCUUUGGGAACCAGAUCUCUCAGACCCUGCGUGAAAGCAUCUUACUGUAUAUUCCUCAGGUGCUUGCAGAGAUUCUAGGCUUCUUUGUUGUGGGCCUUUUGUUUUUACUUGUCAGAUUGCUGACCUUGAGGGCUAGGGAGUUGGUAAUAUUUACCAACAUGGUCACAUUGGUGAACCUUUUGGUUCUCGGUUUUUUCAUCCUCUCUGGUUUCAUUAAGGGGGACCUGCACCUGCACAACUGGAAGCUCACAGAAGAGGACUACAUAAAAGCUGGACUCAAUGACACCUCUAGCUUGGGCCCUCUGGGCUCUGGAGGAUUCGUGCCUUUUGGCUUCCAGGGGAUUCUCCUUGGAUCAGCUAACUGUUUCUAUGCUUUUAUAGGUUUUGACAACAUUGUUACCAGAGUUAAAGAAGCACAGAAUCCCCAGCGUUCUAUCCCCAUGGGCAUUGUGAUUUCAUUGCUCAUCUGCAUUUUGGUAUAUUUUGGUGUCUCUGCAUCACUUACACUUAUGGUGCCUUACUACCAGCUCCGACCUGGGAGCACCUUGCCUGAGGCAUUUUUCCAUAUUGGCUGGGCCCCUGCCUACUAUGCUGUAGCUUUUGGAUUCCUAUGUAAUCUUUCUGCCAGUCUCUUGGGCUAUAUGUUUCCCAUAAGCCAGCUGAUAUACACGAUGGCACAGGAUGGCCUCCUCUUCCCUGUCUUUUCCAGGAUCCAAACUGGCACAUAUGUUCCCAUCAUGGCCACUGUGAUCUUUGGCAUUAUUGCAGCGAUCAUGGCAUUCUUUUUGGGACUCACUGAUCUUCUACACCUCAAGUCAAUUGGGACCCUGCUAGCUUACUCCCUAGUGGCUUUUUGUGUUCUUAUAGUCAGGUAUCAGCCUGAGAGGAAGAAUGGGGGAAGUGAAGAUCAGAUGAAGGAAGAGCAUGAUGGAAAUGGAGCACAGAUGCAGGAGGAGAAUGGACCUACAGCAGAGAAGCUGACUCUACACCAAUUAUUUUUUCCAGGCAGCUCCACCCCCACUGCACUCUCUGGAUGCGUUGUCUCUGUUUGCUCCUCACUGCUUGCUCUACUGCUGACUCUGCUCUGCCUGGUGCUGACCCAGUGGCCAGGUCUGCUUUCUCAAGACCCAGUGUGGAUCACAGUGGUUGUGCUGCUCCUGGUGCUCAUCACUGGGAUCACUGGGGUCAUCUGGAGACAACCACAGAGCUCCUCUCCCCUUCACUUUAAGGUACCUGGUCUGCCUCUCCUCCCACUCCUGAGCAUCUUUCUGAAUGUUUACCUUAUGAUACAGAUGAGAGCUAGCACCUGGGCCCUACUUGGUGUCUGGAUGCUGAUUGGAUUUGUUAUCUACUUCACAUAUGGGAUCCAUCACAGCCUGGUUGCAUAGCCCCGCUGAGAUUAGGGCCCAAACUGUAGACCUUGAACUCAGCAGUGUUGGGACAUCUUUGGUUUGACAUCAUUACUCCUGAAGCACUCUGGUCCCCCUGCACAUUAAUGGAAAGUACUCUUCAGCAAAUGGAAAGCUAAGGCUCUCAUGGCAUGUUGAUGCAGGAACACUAAUAGAGCUCUGUAUUUAUUGUGGAGUGAAGGAUGUAUUUUAAUUUCUUUUUUUUUUUCUGUCUGCUUUCAAUUCUGUCUGUAGCUGCUUACUGGCUUUAAAACAUUAUUAUUCAAAUAAAUUAGAAAAAUUAAUUUUGUUUUCUUUGGAUAAAUAUCUAGUAGUGAAAAUACUGGAUCAUAUGGUAAUCUUAUUUUUAAUAUUUUGAGAAAACUUG
Canis lupus familiaris (dog) is the source of this 2700-nucleotide messenger RNA. Its product is annotated as cationic amino acid transporter 3-like. Gene Ontology annotation, molecular function: amino acid transmembrane transporter activity. The record is from RefSeq and is a predicted model, not a curated record. Gene Ontology annotation, cellular component: plasma membrane. Lineage: Eukaryota; Metazoa; Chordata; Mammalia; Carnivora; Canidae. Gene Ontology annotation, biological process: transmembrane transport; amino acid transport.